Pangasianodon hypophthalmus (striped catfish) is the source of this 2580-nucleotide messenger RNA. RefSeq names its product homeobox B9a (gene hoxb9a). Gene Ontology annotation, molecular function: RNA polymerase II cis-regulatory region sequence-specific DNA binding; DNA-binding transcription factor activity, RNA polymerase II-specific. The transcript has 2 exons. The record is from RefSeq and is a predicted model, not a curated record. Gene Ontology annotation, cellular component: nucleus. NCBI's taxonomy places the organism in Eukaryota, Metazoa, Chordata, Actinopteri, Siluriformes, Pangasiidae. Bases 207 to 956 code for a protein of 249 amino acids. Gene Ontology annotation, biological process: regulation of transcription by RNA polymerase II; embryonic skeletal system morphogenesis; DNA-templated transcription.
UUUGGAGGAUUGAUUUACGCCCCAUUGACUCUUUAUCAGGCUCGCGAAAAAAGACUGACCAAUCAUUUUGCUCGAAGCACACAGCAUAGCAGCUCGACUCCACUUUGUUGGAGAGCGAGUACAGAGAGCAUCUUGGAUAGGGGAAAGCCCAGUUCUAUGGUAUAUGGUUUCCCUUCAAUGAACCGCACAUAGUAUAAUGUCCGAGAAUGUCCAUUUCUGGACCUCUAAGCAACUACUAUGUCGAUUCCAUCAUAAGUCAUGAAGGGGAAGAUCCGAGCGCUGCCCGAUUCUCCAAUGUACAGUAUUCCAACACUAGGCAACCGGGAACCGGGGAACAUCAUGAAUUCCCUUCGUGCAGCUUUCAGCCCAAGCCUCCUGUGUUUAGUUCGUCAUGGAGUCCUUUCAGUCCCCACACGCCCAACAGCUUACCGGCGGUCUACCAUCCCUAUAUCCCAGCGCAGCCCGUGCCAUCGACGGACACCCGGUACCUUCGCACAUGGCUCGACUGUGCACCGAGAACCGAGCCACUGGACAUCCAGAGCCAAGUCAAGAUGGAGCCACCCCUGGGACACCUCGAGGAGCCCCCGAAGAUUGGAGUACAGCACGAGUAUGUUUUGGAAUCCUCCUCAGCUCGGGAGAUAAACCCCGGCCACGGCUCUGGAUUUGAAGACAGCAAAGAUAUUUGUGACGGCGGUGAAGACAAAGAGGGACCGGAUCAAAACGAUCCAUCAGCCAACUGGUUACACGCUCGCUCGUCACGGAAAAAGCGAUGUCCAUACACUAAGUAUCAAACCCUGGAGCUCGAGAAGGAAUUCCUCUUCAACAUGUAUCUUACCCGGGACCGGCGACACGAGGUAGCGCGCUUGCUGAACUUGACGGAGCGGCAAGUUAAAAUUUGGUUCCAAAACCGAAGGAUGAAAAUGAAGAAAAUGAAUAAGGACCAGUCCAAGGAAUAAAUGGACAAGUGUGGGUGCCCAUCCUUUACCCCUUUUAUCACAAUUAUGCUGACCUCUGGACAGUAAUACAAGAUGUUUGCAGCCUGUGCUACACAUUUUUUAUAUUCUGAGAUGCAGAUCAACACUAAAACCUGAGUAUUCUUUUUAGAAAGCUACUUGAAGAAGGGCAAGAACACUAGUAACCAACUAUAAAACUACGUCAAAAGAAAAUCAUGUAAUAUACAUGAGUAGGCUGUAUACCUACUCCUUGUCCUCUGUUUUGAAUUUCCUUUCCACUUUACUUUAUAAACAGAAAUAUAAGUACAGGUACUUGCAUAUUUAUGUUUUAAUUGAAAGAAACUUUACUUUGUAGACAUUUUGUGGACAAUGUUAUUUUAUUCAAUGGCAAUAAGUGCGGUUACAACGUAUUCCUAUAACAAAACUGAAAAUUAUUAUUAUUAUUAUUAUUAUUAUUAUUAUUAUUAUUAUUAUUUCUUGUGGUAAGGGAAAUUAUUUUAAUUGUGCCGUGACAAAUAUUCAGAUAUGCAUUCCUUAAUGGAUAAAAUGCUUCGAGGUUACCUUUUGCAUUUGUUAAAUUUUAAUCAAGGAUACUGAUACUGGAAGAAAAUUGGUCUUUCCUCUGAAUAUGUCUCCAUGAAUAAGUUUAAAUCUAUAGCAGCCUAAUUCGUCUUGCUUUUCUUAAUGGUUUGGAUCGACCUAGAGUCAUACAUUGAAGGAUUUGAAGAAUAAACUGUGUUGCAGACUUUGUAGUAGAUAAUGCCAUAUUAAUGUAAUGUAAUAUUCCAAGUUUUCGACGUGAAGCAACUAUAUAAAGCAAGGCUUUUUUAAAGCAAGGUCUAGCAACAUUUAAACCUUAAUUGUAUACUACGUUACUCCGUUUAAUCUUAAUUGUUGCCCCAGUUAUCAAAUGAAGGAGGAAUUAACUUAUAGACUGUAUCUGCUGGAUGUGUGUAUAUGUAUGUAGCUAGCUUGUGAGUAACAUUUCGGUUUUAAACUAGCAGUGGUUGUAAAAGUUUACAUGCUUUAGCGCAUGCCUUGUAAAGUUUUAGUUACCUUUUACUUGAUUUUGAUAUUAGGUAGUACAAUGCUAAGCUCUUCCUUGUGUAGUAUUAGAAUGAUAGUUAUAAUUUAUUCCAAAUGUUAUUGCUUUUCUUUUCAGUGGAAUGUUUUUUUUUUACAUUGUAUAAAAAGAGGAGAUUUUAUAGCCUACUUAAAUAAGCAAAUGUUCUUUCUUUUUUUCAGACACUGUUUACAUAUUGUUGUCCAUAAGUCUUUGAGAUCUGUGUUAACACAAAAGUAUUAUGUUGUAAAGUAUACGUUUGCUCAACAUUGCAUUGUUUUGCUUGUGAAGAAAUAGUCUCCGAAUGGACCUUUCUGUAGUCGCGUGGGCGUCUGUCUUCAACUUCCCUUGAGGUGUGGAAUUUCUCCAGUUUUCCUCAAACGGUGUCACAACCACCGACAAACUGACAGACAGACACAGACCCAUAUUACAAGUUUACACGGAUCACUGUCUGAGUUCCUCUCAUUGGCGUCUAUAACUGAUGUAUAUUUUUUACAAAGGAUAAACCAAUACUCCACAUUCAUUAACAUAAACCGUUCCUACUGAAUAAACACAGAAAACCUA